AUCAAACCAAACACUUCUGACAUUCAUACGAUUUCAUGAAAAUCAUACCCCUCAUUCGAACCUGAUGUGGUGAGAAAUUUAUGAAAAUACAUUUCCUAAAAUUCCCUUAUGCUUCCAUAUUCAUACAAAUGCUACCCAAAAGCGGAACAAAGGGUUGAACAAAGGCUAACUUCACGCCAUCCAGCGUGCACAGCCCCCACCUCUGCAAACUCUCCAUCCAUCCACCGCCCUUCACUUCACAUUCUAUUUUGUCCAGUUAAUAAUAAAAACAGAGGGAAUAAAUUUCUGAAAAAAAUAAAUUCCCGACGACAUGACUUGUGAAAAGUGUGUCGUUUGUACGGCCCCGGCGAGCGAGACUAAUCGGAGCGUCGGGGGGGAGGACUCGAUGGGGGACGAGAUUAACCUAUUUUUCUUGACGGAUCUCCUCCCCCCGCAGUUUUUGGUCCAUUUGGGGGCCCGGAGGGGGGAUAUUGUGAGGCAAAAAGAAGCCGGGGGGUUGACCAAGCUGCUGGAAAGUUUGGUUAAAAGCCAAGCCGCGCCGUCGACGUGGGUCUCAUUCUGCGACGAUUGCACCCUGAUCGUCGCCGCGCGACAGCUUCGCCUCCAAAUUGACCUCUGUCAACUGCAGUUGGACGGACACCGGAAACGAGUUUUGGCCCUCGUGGAAGGCACGUGGGAAGAGACCACUGACGGCGCCGCCACCACUGACGCCGAGGGCGGCGCCACCACCACCAAGGGCGGCGCCGCCACCAUCAACGCCGAGGGCGGCGCCGCCACGCCCAACGCCGAGGGCGCCCCUACAAUAUUCGACCGCGUCCGCGCCGCCGUGAUCCGCUCGACAAAAGCUAGCGACGAGAAAAGUACAAGAAAAGGCGAAGACGGGGACGAAGAAGGUGCAGGUCACAUCAAAGCAGAAGCCGAAUCUGAUGCUGAAAUAAGUUUCGAUGACGAUUUAGACCUCGAAGAUCCCCCUCCGUCACAACGGCCAAAAAAAAGAGGCCGGAAACCCAAAGCCGAACGGACCCCACGUGCCAAGCGCGUGGCCUCCUCGGCGACGACACCGUCAUCCUCCGCACCGAAGAAGAGAUGUGUCAAAAGACCCAUAAAAUCCCUGCUGGACGGAACGGAACAGUCCGAGGCGGACGCGGACGCCGAGUUGGCGGACGAGCUUCUGGAGGAAAUCGGGCGUGACGAGGACGAAGGGGGCGAGGGGACCAAGAAGGAGGAGGUCAACAUGAUCCGGACGCAUUCGGGGAGACGGGUGACGAAACCAGACUACAAAAAGUUGCUGGGGGAGGACAGCGAGGACGAGGAGGAGGCCCUUCUCACCGUCAAGGAUGAGAGAGAACUGCUGGAAGUGGAAUAUUCCGAGUCUGAAGACGAAGACUUUGUGACGGAGGCUGACCAACUCUCCGACAUUGAGGAGAGCAGCGCCACCUCCGACACGGAGGACGACGAAGACGACGACGCUUCCAAUGACGACGAUGGCGCGACGAAAGAUGACGACGACGACCUCCCGCUCUCCGCGAGAUUAAAGAAGCGCCGAAAAUCUGCGCCCGUCGUCCCCCGAAUUUCCUGCUCGCAUCCGACGUGUCGCAGAACGUUCAAAACAGAGCAACAAAGAGAUACACAUUUCGAGAAAAGUCACGGCCCGGGAUCUGAAGAGAAGGAAAAAGUGCAAAAAAGUGGCAAAAAGCGAUAUCCGUGCGAACACUGCGAUGAGCUCUUUAUCCGCAAAAAGAUCCUCGUGGCGCAUUUAUUCUCCAAGCAUGGAAUCGCUCCAAGAAAGCGAGGAACUUACGCCGAAAAACGCCACGUCUGCCCCCUCUGCUCCCAAAAGUACCGGAACCCCGCGGAACUCGCCCUCCACCACCGCCGCACCCACACCGGCGAAACCCCCUUCGCCUGCCCCCACUGCGAGUCCGCCUUCAUCACGACCGUCUCCAGAGAACGCCACAUCGAAAAAAUGCACUGGACGGAACCCCCCCUCAAGUGCACCUACUGCCCGAAAGCCUUCUUCCGCCACCACCGCCUCACCGCACACAUCGGGACCCACACGAAACAGAAAAACUACGUGUGCGAAAUCUGCGCCCAGGCCUUUUCGCAACCCACCUUCCUCAAAUAUCAUCAAACGACACAUCCCGAACUCAAUUUAGAAGCGUAUCGCUGCACCGCCUGCGACAAAAUCUUCUCCAACCCGACCAAGGAAGUUGGCGCGGCAUGAGAAGAUUCAUAGUGGGGAAGGGGGUGCGGGAGGGGGUGGGGGGCCCCCAGUAGUGAAGAAUUUGCCGUUUAGGUGUGAGUUUUGUGGGAAGGGGUGUGCAGAAUUGCCGCAUUUGGCGAGUCAUAAGAGGUACUGUAAGGUCAGGUUGGGCCAUCAGCAGCAGCAGCAACAGCAGGUUGUGCAACAGCAAGUUGUGCAACAGCAAGUUGUGCAACAACAACCGCAACCACAGAUUUCAAUUCCUCCCGGAGGAUAUGUUGGGGGGGGAGGGGGAGGAAAUUUGGGACAGAUGGGACACUUAGGAGCAGCGAUUGGGCACGUGUUGGGGGCAAAUAUGAUGUAGGAGGGGGGAAGGGGAUUAAUUUGAGGUUUUUUUUAGGAAAUGUCCUAUUGCGAAAAUUGUUUUCCGGGAUUUUCUGUGACCACGCAUGCAGCGUUUACGUAGGGCAUUUACAUAGAGCAGCGAUGGGACACUUGCUGGGGGAGAUAUGAUGUAGUUUUUUAGGGAAAAUAAUGUAUAGCGGUUUUGUAUGCAGGUUUUAUUGUUUUUGCAAAAACUUGACGGGUUUUGUGCAUUUAAUAAUACUUAAGUUUCCACUUUUGAGAAAAGACUUUAUUGCGUGUAAAUAAUUUUAUUAAAUUGCAAUCCUAAUUUAAUUUAUGUAUAGUUUUAUGAACCCUUUUUUGGCAAAAUUUUGGCCUAUUUACAUGUGGAUAAUAUUUAGAAAAGUGGUAUGCACAUAUUUGCAUAUUUAACCAGUGGCAGCUCCACGGCUUAAAACUGGGUGCAACUUGGGACUAGAUGAAAUCUUAAAAUGACGCAUUUUUCGGGACGUACUACAAGUUUUUUACUCUAAAUAUUGAUGUUAAUCGUAUAUAAAUAUGUACAAUAAAUAAAAUAAAUAAGUUUUGUAGUUACAUACGAAUA
Folsomia candida is the source of this 3152-nucleotide messenger RNA. Its product is annotated as myoneurin. The transcript is spliced from 8 exons. Gene Ontology annotation, biological process: regulation of transcription by RNA polymerase II. Gene Ontology annotation, molecular function: RNA polymerase II transcription regulatory region sequence-specific DNA binding; DNA-binding transcription factor activity, RNA polymerase II-specific. Bases 311 to 2224 code for a protein of 637 amino acids. Lineage: Eukaryota; Metazoa; Arthropoda; Collembola; Entomobryomorpha; Isotomidae. The record is from RefSeq and is a predicted model, not a curated record. Gene Ontology annotation, cellular component: nucleus.